Molecule: messenger RNA, 1575 nt
Organism: Nicotiana attenuata
Lineage: Eukaryota; Viridiplantae; Streptophyta; Magnoliopsida; Solanales; Solanaceae
Exons: 1
Coding region: 1-1575 (524 amino acids)
Source: RefSeq, a predicted model, not a curated record
AUGUUACGUCACUUGACAGAUAUCUUGAAAUGGAAGCUGAAAUUCUUAAAAAAGGACAGCGACGAAGAGAUACAGUUUCUGUUCGCGAGUAUUAUUGUUACAAAUUACAAAUUAGAAAUGAUGAUGAAGAUGAAAUAUUGCAUACUGAAAGAAUAUUUCAAUAAUAUUCAGUUGAUGAAUACAUUAAACUCGAAACACAAAAGGUUGGAUUUCGCAGCGUUCAAUCAAGAUUUAUUCAGGAUGGCUAUGCUACAAGGACUUCUUGACAUCUUGCGAUUAGGUGAACGCGAUGCUUCUAGUAUCGGGAAACAAAAUUUCCUUCCAAGCUCUUUUAUUGGAGGGCCCCGGGAUAUGCGACAAUGGUACAUGGAUGCUAUUGUGUUCGUGCAACAUUUCGGUGAACCUGAUUUAUUUAUAACUAUGGCAUAUAAUCCCUCUUGGACGGAAAUAAAGGAACAUUUAAUCUCAAUUAAUAAGGCACAUAAUAGGCCUGAUUUGAUCAGCCGAGUAUUUAGAGCGAAAAUAGAAGAAUUCAAAAAGGAUAUAGUAAAGCGAAAUAUCUUUGGAAAGGUAGUAGCUCUUAUGUAUACUGUAGAGUUCCAAAAGCGAGGUUUACCACACACUCAUUUUCUUAUAAUAUUAACUAAUGAAUACAAGUUACUUACCCCAAAGGCUUACGAUAAUAUUAUUUAUGCUGAAAUACCUGAUGAAAAUGCAGAACCAAAUUUAUAUUCGCUUGUUCUUAAACACAUGAUGCAUGGUCAAUGCGGUAAUCUAAACCCAACAAAUUCUUGUAUGAAGAAAAAAGGUUACUGUAAAUUCAAAUAUCCAAAAAGCUUUGCGGACCAGACAUCAAAAAGAGUAGAAUCUUACCCAAUUUAUAGAAGAUGCAAUACAGGACUGGUGGUUAAAAUAAGAGAACAAUACUUGGAUAACUCAUGGGUUGUUCCAUAUAAUCUUUUUUUGCUCGGUAAAUUUGACUGCCAUGUGAAUGUUGAGAUAUGCUCUGAUAUUAAAGUCGUUAAGUAUCUCUAUAAGUAUAUAUGUAAAGGACAUGACAAGAUUGAAUUUUCAGUACAUAAUAAUGGCACAAAUGCAGAAGUAGAUGAAAUAAAGGAAUAUCGGUCUGCUAGAUGGGUGUCGCCUCCCGAAGCUAUGUGGAGCUUGUACGGUUUCUCCAUUAGUGAAAUGUCACCGACUGUAUGCUCUCUUCAACUUCAUCUUAAAGGACAACAAUUUAUUUCAUUCAGAAGCAGCGCAAAUAUAGAUACACUUGUAAAGAAUCUGUUGAUUAAGCGGACGAUGUUAACACAAUUUUUCGAAAUGAAUAGAACAAAUGCAGAGGCUAUAGAUCUCAAUCUAUUAUAUCGGGAAUUCCUUGAACAUUUUGUUUGGUCUUCAACAGAGAGGAUGUGGACACCUCGAAAACAACGACGUGCUAUUGGUCGUGUUGUAACAUGUCAUCCAACAGAAGGUGAGCGAUAUUAUCUUAGAAUGCUAUUAAUGACUAUUAGAGGACCAAAAUCAUAUAAGGAUUUACUAACUGUUAAUGGAGAACGUUGCCAGCACCUUUAG